Molecule: messenger RNA, 1106 nt
Organism: Malaya genurostris
Lineage: Eukaryota; Metazoa; Arthropoda; Insecta; Diptera; Culicidae
Product: antigen 5 like allergen Cul n 1-like
Exons: 4
Coding region: 132-920 (262 amino acids)
Source: RefSeq, a predicted model, not a curated record
GAACCCGCUAACGCAUCAAUUUCAGUGCAUGUAGUAUAAUCUCGCGGAAAACUUCCGGGAAAAACUCGUUUCUGUCAAACACUCUUUUAUUUUUCCUAGGGCAACAAACGACGCCUAGUUGCAGCUCGAAAAUGCAGAUCAGUGUAGGCCGACUAGCACUGCUGAUGGUGGUUUCCUGUUUGGGAUUGUCGCUGUCGGCCGUGGACUACUGCGAUCCGGAGCUGUGUGGCAACGGGCGACCGCACAUCGGGUGCAAUGCCACGGAGGAUUUCGGUGAGGCGUGCCCACCCAACACGGAACUGAUUCCCAUGGACGACAAAACGAAGGAACUGAUUAUGAAUCUGCACAACAGUUUGCGGAGUGAGCUGGCCAGUGGGAAGCUGGAGGGUUUCGAGUCGGCCGAACGAAUGGCCGUUCUGGAAUGGAACGACGAACUGGCCAAACUGGCUGAGUACAACACCCGUACCUGUCUGUACACGCACGACGAGUGCCGGUCCACGGAAAAGUAUCACUUCGCCGGUCAGAACAUUGCCCGCAAAUCGAAACCGAACAACAUCACCGUCGAAGUGGUUCUGGCGCUUUCGGAUCUGACCAACAAAUGGUGGCAGGAGUACGUCGAUACCAACCAAACGGUGAUGGAUUCCUACCGGAAGGUUGGCGAAGGAGUUCACAUCGGACAUUUUGCGCUUAUGGCGAACGACCGAAUCACGCAGGUGGGCUGCAGUGCCGCCAAGUACUUCAAUCCGGAUAACAAACGGAACUACGUGUACUACGUCUGUAACUACUCGUUCACGACCGUGCUCGGCAAACCGGUCUACCGGAAGGGUAAACCGUGCUCGAAAUGCAGCGAUAACUGUAGCAAAAAGUAUCCGGGCCUGUGCGAGGGAAUUGGCGAUACAAUCGACAAAGAGCUGCUCUGAAUCGGUCCUGGGAUAAAACCAAAAAAAAAAAAAAAAUUGAGAAUUAAAGUGUGAUACGUUACCGUCGGGAUCGAUUCGUUUGAUUUGCUUACCGAAACUCCCUGAGGAGGAAAAACAAAAGCUGUCAUCGUUUAUAAAUGAGAUCGGAUUGUGGUCAUAUUUUGGAAAAUAAAUUGUACUACUUUA